Messenger RNA from Serpula lacrymans var. lacrymans S7.9, 2491 nucleotides. The record is from the annotation of a RefSeq genome assembly. Lineage: Eukaryota; Fungi; Basidiomycota; Agaricomycetes; Boletales; Serpulaceae.
AUUAUGGACUAUUGUUACUUGAAUGAGUACACAGUUAAAAAUGUGUAUCCGCUGCCUUUGAUCAGUCAGCUAGUAGACAAGUUGGCUGGCACCAAGAUCUUAACAAAGAUGGAUCUAAGGUAGGGGUACAAUAAUGUAUGCAUCAAAGAAGAAGAUGCUUGGAAGGCCGUGUUCACGUGCCACCGAGGAUCCUUCGAGCCCCUCAUUAUGUUCUUUGGGUUGACCAAUUCACCGGCAACCUUCCAGAGCAUGAUGAACGGGAUUUUUGCGGAUAUGGAAAACUGUGUUGUCAUUUACAUUGACAAUUUAUUAAUAUUUACGAAGUUGGACGAUGAGGCUGAGCAUGACAGGAUUGUGCAAGAAGUCCUUUGACACUUACAGGAAUGGGACCUAUUCAUCAAACCCAAAAAAUGUAAUUUUAAAGUAAAGGAAGUAGACUUCCUUGGUAUGAUAAUAGGCCAGAACAGAAUCAGGAUGGAUCCUGAGAAAGUUCAAGCUAUAUUGGAUUGGCCAGAACCUACUCGCGUCAAAGGAGUUAGGGCCUUCCUUGGCUUAGGCAACUUCUACCGAAGAUUUGUAAAAAACUUCGCAAAAAUCACGAGAUCGUUGAACGAUCUCACCAAAAAGGAUAUUGUUUGGCACUGGGGCGCCAAAGAACAAGAAGCUUUUGUUAAGCUUAAACAAGUGUUUACGACAGCGCCCAUAUUAGCAUUUCCAGAAUUAGACAAAGAGUUCCGGCUAGAAACUGACUCUUCUGAUUUUGCUACUGGGGCUGUUUUGUCAAUCAAAUGCCCUGAUGAUCUUUGGAGGCCUUGUGCCUAUUUAUCACAUAGUUUGUUGCCUACAGAGUGCAACUAUCAAAUUUACAAUAAGGAGAUGCUAGCCAUCAUUAGAGCUCUAGAGCACUGGCGGCACUACAUAGAAGGUGCUAGGCACCAGUUUGAAAUUUGGACCGAUCAUAAGAAUCUGGAGUAUUUUAUGACAGCCCGAGACUUGAACCGAAGACAGGCCCGGUACACGGUGUACUUGUCUAGGUUUAAUUAUAAAUUAAUUCAUAAACCUGGAAGUUCUAUGGGGAAAGCGGACACUUUGUCCAGAAGAGAGGAUCAUGCCAAUGGCAUCAAAGAUGACAACAAAGGUGUCACCCUGAUAGACCAAUCCAGGGUUGCCAAUGCUCGAAUUGGGCAGGAUUCCAAUCUUCUAGAAGUCUUCAAGAAAAACAUCUCCUCAGAAGAGAAGGUGCGCCUUGACAGCAAUAAAAACUAUUUAUGGGAAGACGGGCUCUUCUGUUUUAAAGACAAAAUCUAUGUGCCUGAGUCCACAAGGAUCAAGGCAAUAGACAGACAUCACAACACUCCAGUGGCUGGGCACCCUGGGUAGCAAUGAACGAUGGAGUUGAUCUCCAGAAACUACAUAUGGCCCGGCAUAGUCAAAGACGUACAGGAAUACAUAAAUCCUGUCUGAGAUGUGUCAUGGCAAAGAACUCUCAUCUACCGCCGGCCAGUAAACUUAUGCCAAAUCCGAUAGCAGCUGGUCCCUGGCAGGACAUAUCGGUCAAUUUCACAACGGAUCUACCCAAAUCAAAUGGGUAUGAUUCGGUAAUGGUGAUAGUAGAUCACUUCUCCAAAAAAGUAGUGUUUAUUCCCACCAACAGAACUAUUACCGCUGCUGGUACAGCAGAUCUAUUUAAAGAUUCUGUAUGGUCUAUCCAUGGGUUACCAGAAACAGUUAUCUCUGAUAGGGGGCCACAAUUUGCUAGCGAAUUUACCAAAAAAGUAUGCCGGAUGCUGGGCAUCAAACCUAAAUUAUCAACGGUGUUCCAUCCACAGACCAAUGGACAAACGGAAAGGCUCAAUCAGGAAUUGAAACAAUACCUCCGUAUAUUUAUCAAUGACAGGCAGACGGAUUGGGCCAAGUGGCUAAAGAUAACCCAGUUCUCUUAUAUUAUUAAACAGUCGUUGGCUACAGGAAAGGCACCAUUUGAGGUUACAAGAUUGUACCUUCCCAGAAUGGGUGUAGAACCUGGCAAAGCAAGAACGAGGCUGCUGAGAACAUGGUCAAAGACAUGAAGUCUGUCUUAGACAAAACGCGCAAAGCGCUAUUCAAAACUGCAGAGCAGAUGAAAGACAGGGCAGAGCGUAGACACUCUAAGACCCCUGACUACAAGGUUGGCGACUUGGUCUGGCUAGAUACCGACCACUUAAAACUGAAAGAUCAGCAGUCUAGAAAACUGACCGAAAAGUGGAUUGGUCCUUACCGGAUUAAGGAAGUCAAACCCAAUGCAGUGGAGUUGGAGCUCCCAAAAUGAAUGAGGGUAGUACCCACGGUCAAUAUUAGCCAUGUGAAACCCUACAAAGGGCCGCUGCCGGGACAGUGUGUAGACCAGCCUGGACCGGUUGUAGUCACCCAGGAAGGUGAAGAAGAGUUCGAAGUUGAACGAGUGGUGGACACACACUUGAAGUGUGGAAAAUUAGAGUUCCUAGUCCUGUGG